Molecule: messenger RNA, 434 nt
Organism: Haemorhous mexicanus (house finch)
Lineage: Eukaryota; Metazoa; Chordata; Aves; Passeriformes; Fringillidae
Gene: RPL38
Product: ribosomal protein L38
Exons: 5
Coding region: 150-362 (70 amino acids)
Biological process (GO): translation; protein-RNA complex assembly
Cellular component (GO): cytosolic large ribosomal subunit; ribosome
Molecular function (GO): structural constituent of ribosome
Source: RefSeq, a predicted model, not a curated record
AUCGCAGCUCCCGCCACCACCGCCAUCCGAGGCUUUUUGUCCUCCACCCGCGCCGUAGGAAAUAAAACGCCGGAUGCGGAAGUGCCGCGCUCAUUUCCGGUUUGUUCUCAGCGGUUACGGGUUGGAGCUGCCGAAGCCGAGCCGGAGCCAUGCCUCGCAAGAUUGAGGAGAUCAAGGACUUCCUGCUGACGGCGCGGCGGAAGGACGCCAAGUCCGUCAAGAUCAAGAAGAACAAGGACAAUGUGAAGUUCAAGGUGCGCUGCAGCCGGUACCUCUACACCCUGGUCAUCACCGAUAAGGAGAAGGCAGAGAAGCUGAAGCAGUCCCUGCCCCCAGGUCUGGCUGUGAAGGAGCUGAAGUGAGCCGGGAUCAGCUGGGUACCUGUUGGAUUCUCUGUGUUUGUUAAAAUAAAUAAAAAACGAUUCCUGGUGUCA